Chelonus insularis is the source of this 11512-nucleotide messenger RNA. RefSeq names its product vacuolar protein sorting 13C (gene Vps13). The coding region runs from base 584 to 10396 and encodes 3270 amino acids. The record is from RefSeq and is a predicted model, not a curated record. Lineage: Eukaryota; Metazoa; Arthropoda; Insecta; Hymenoptera; Braconidae. The transcript has 8 exons. Gene Ontology annotation, biological process: protein targeting to vacuole; protein retention in Golgi apparatus. Gene Ontology annotation, cellular component: extrinsic component of membrane.
UAAUUAAAAAAAAUAUUACGCAGUUGUUCUACUUAUAACGUUCUAGUUAAAUCGGUAAUAAAGCUAUGGGAAAGUUGUAUCAUUUUUUGUUUAGUUUAAAUAAGUUCACAUUUUAAUCGAAGGUCAAUAAAAUUAUCUGGCGAGAAAUUAGUUUAAUUCAAUAAAUAACUUUUAUGUCAAUUCAAGUAUAAAAUGUCAAUUGAUGUUUGUAAUGCAGUCGGCCUUGCGGUAGUUAAUAGUUUGACUGUCAAAACUUAUCGACAUUACUAAGAUGACUUUCGUAUAAAAAUCAAGGACUUUAAAAGUUAAAGCUCACUUAAACAAUAACAUAUGUUAUAAAUUGGUGUAUCGCUUGGCAACGGAGUCAUGAAAUUACGAAUCAUUUUGUCUCAGUUGAUUGUAUACCAAAGCUUGCAGUAGUGGUGUGUUACAGAUAACUUUGAGGUUAUGAUACGAUCAUCAACCACGUUGAAAAAAAUAAAACUCCAAUUAUUUAUUUUUAAUCGGUGAUGUUUAUAGUCACUAUUUCAGCUUAUAUAUUCACUUUUUGAAAUCUUAUUUUUAAACAAAAAAUCGAUUAAAAAUGGUGUUCGAAUCAAUUGUUACUGAGCUUCUCAACAAAAUCCUUGGAGAAUACAUCGAAAAUUUGGAUUAUAAACAAUUAAAACUCAGCUUAUGGGGAGGUGAUGUAGUUCUUAAUGAUUUAUUAAUUAAAGAAGGGGCCUUAGAUGUUCUUAAUUUACCAAUAAAAUUAGAAUAUGGUCGACUAGGUAAACUUGUAUUAAAAAUUCCUUUCAAAGAUAUGUGGAAUGGUCAAAUUGAUGCUAUUGUCGAAGAUUUAUUUCUGUUAGUCGUACCGACUAGCCAAGUAAAAUACGAUGCUGAAAAAGAAGAAAAAUUACAAUUAGAUGCUAAACGUGCUGAACUAGCACGAAUAGAAAAAAAUAAACAAUUGGCAGAUGCAAAAUUAACAGAAAAAUUAGAUGAAUCAAUGGUAGAAAAGUUAAUAGCAAGGAUGAUCAAAAAUAUUCAUGUUGAAAUUAAUCGUAUUCAUGUUAGAUAUGAAGAUCAUAUUACAUUCAAAGAGCAUCCAUUCUCAAUAGGAUUCUCAUUAAACCGAUUAGCUUUAGAGAGCUGUGAUAUGUCUUGGUUACCAACGGCAAAUCUUAAAGAUAUGUAUGCUAUUCCUCAAAUUUUUAAACUUCUUACUAUGGAUGGAUUUGCUAUUUAUUUAAAUCCAAAUUUGAUGCAAUUUAGUACUCAACCAUCCGCUAAUUAUAUAUCAUUAUUUUCUCGAACUAUUGCAACAACAGAUUUUGUUCCGAUAAAUCAUCAAUAUCUCUUGGGUCCAAUAAAUGUCAAAGCAAAAUUAAAAUUAAAUCCCAAACCUGAAACUGAUGGAAGUAAUUACGCAAUUCCGAAAGUUUGGUUGGAUUUGGAAAUGCAAAAAUUACGAAUUGGAUUAACUAAGCGCCAGUACCAAACUCUUCUACAACUUGGAGAAGGUUUAGAUCAAGCAACUAAAGCAGCACCUUAUCGAAAAUAUAGACCAGAUAUUUCAUCGUACCGUGGUCAUUAUAAGGAGUGGUGGAAAUUUGCUUAUACAUGCAUUUUAGAAGAGGAAGUACGAAGAUUAAAGAGAAAUUGGGAUUGGAGUCACAUGAAAGGACAUCGAGACCUUUGCCGCGAAUAUGCUCAGGUUUAUCAAUCUAAAUUAACUACAAAAAAAGUGACACCGUCUAUCGAAGAACGAUUAACACACUGUGAGAAAAAUUUAGAUCUCUUUAAUUUGGUUAUCAUUAGACAGCAAAUUGAAAUGGAAGUAGAGCGAUUAGCAGAAAAAGAAAAAAGUCUUAAGGCAAAACAAGGAUGGUUUGGAUUCUUAUGGGGAUCAUCUCAUGUUGAGGAAACAGAAGAAUUAAAUUCAGCUGCUGCGAUAAUGAAAAAAUUCGAAGAAGCAAUGACGCCAGCAGAAAAAGAAAAACUGUAUCGUGCUAUCGAUUAUCAAGAAAACUCUGCUCCGGCCCAUUAUCCAGAAACAUAUGAAAUGAUAGAUAUGACUUUUUAUCUUCAUGGAUUACAAGUGAUUAUUUGUGAUACUGAAAAAGAAUGCCCAGAUGUUUUAGAUAUUCAAUUUAAUGGUGUUAGAUCUUGCUUUAAAUCUCGACCAGCAGCUAAUGCCAUUUAUGUUGCAGCUUCAGUUAAUGAAAUGAAAGCUCUUGGUGUUAAGCAACAAGAACAAAUUCCUUUUUUAAUUAAAACUGACAGUAAAGAGCGGAAUGAUGUUCUAUUUUCUGUUAGCUAUGAAAAAAAUCCUUUGGACAAAAGCUGUGGGGAUCGAAUCAUUGUAAAAUCUCAAUCUGUUUGUUUUAUUUACGAUGCUCAAACAGUGAUAGAAUUAGUGAAGCUUUUUAAAAUCCAAAAUCAAUCUGCUUUAAAUCAAAUUUCAGCUGCAGCAGCUGAAAGAUUGGAAGGUUUGAAAGAAAUGUCAGCCCUAGGGUUAGAGUAUGCUAUUGAAAAACAUUCUCAGUUGGAUAUUCAAGUUCAUCUUGAAGCUUCUCAACUGGUUGUUCCUCGAACUGGAUUUUACACUGGAUCAGAAUCAGUAAUUGUUAUUAAUUUAGGUAGCUUAACAGUCCGUUCUUUAGAAAAACCAUCAAGUGAACUAGCGUCUACAUCAGUUAGACAGAUGGUGAGCAUGGGAAAAAGUGAAGAAGACAUUAUGACCCAUCUAAGACAACAUAGUUAUGAUAAAUUUGAAUUAAAAAUUGUAAAUUUCCAAGCUUUAGUAGCUUUUAAGGAUGAAAAUUGGAAGAAUGGAUUAUCAAUCAGUGGCAAUCCAAUGACAAUUCUCCAACCAACAACUCUAGAAAUUCAAUUCCACAAAUGUCUUGUUACUGAUGAUCCAGUUCUUCCUAAAAUGCGUGUUAUUGGAACAUUACCAUCAUUAUCAUUGAAUAUUCCAGAUGCCCGGCUACUCCAAGCUCUAGCUAUUGUUCAGAGUAUUCCAUUUCCAGAAGAAGAUGAGGCUGCUCUUGCUCCAAUGCCAUUAGCAAAAUCAAUGUCUCAGCUAUCGCUAAAUUAUGUCAAAGGAUUAAAAGCUAAAUCUUCUACUGAAUCGGCUGACUCUAAUGAUAGUAUUGCCAUUAAACAAACAACUGAUUUAGAAGCCAAAUUUGUGAUGGAAGAAUUUCAUUUAACAAUAUUUAGACAGACUGAAGAAAUAGUGGCACCAUUUUUAACAAUUCAAUUACUUCAACUAGAAGCAGAAAUGACCAAUAAAAGUUAUGAACAAGAAAUACUAUUGAGAUUAGGAGGAGUUAAAGUAACUCAAUACCACAAUGAUACAGAAAUUUUCAUGAUAAAUACUCCAAUGGCUUCAGGUCAUCAAGUUUAUUUGAUUGUAGUUCAAUUUGUGAGUGUCAAUAAACAUUCUCCAGAGUUUACUACUCGGCAUGGAUCAGUUAUGAAACUACUGAAUCUUGAAUUUACAACUUUAGAUGUAUUACUACAUCAAGAAGCUCUAAUCAACAUUUUGAAAUUUUCUAAUGAAGUUCAAGAUAAAAUGACUCCUCGACAAUCACUCGAUCAACCAAGAAUUGGACAAACUAGUACAAAAUUCUCACAAUUAACGACUAUUCAAGAAGAUACUUCUACUUUUAUCAAGGACCAAAUUCAAAAGACGAAAAAUAAGACUGAACGACAAAAAAAAUCAGUAGUCGAGUGCAUAGAUUUGAAAAUUAAAGCUAAAGUUGACACUAUUAGUUUAAAGAUGAGUAGUGAAUCCAGAGACAUUAGUGCUUUUUUUAUCAGAGGAAUCACUGCUGGAUAUAUUAUGAAAGUAUCCUAUUCACAAGCUAAUAUUACUUUGGCAUCAAUCAAUGUCAUGGAUUUAAAUCCGUCAUCGACUUAUAAAAAUAUCGUAUCUGUUGAGAGUUCUGAAUCUCUCCAAGUGCAAGCUGUCAUUUACAAUAUUGACCCCAGUGAGAUAAACAAACUUAAUAUGUCUAUUAAAAUCAAUAUGGGCUGUCAUAGAAUUGUUUUUCUAAACCUAUUUGUUAGCGGUGUUAUGAAUUUCCUUAAUAAUUUCCAAGCUGCUCAACAAGCGAUCGCUGAAGCAUCUGCAGCAGCAGCUGAAGUUGCCAAAACAAAUAUCAAAGAUGUUCAAGAAUCAGCAGCUAGAAUUGAGCUUUCGAUUAAUCUUAAAGCUCCCGUUAUUUAUGUUCCAUUGAAUUCCAAAAGUGAGCAUUGCUUAAUGCUUGACAUGGGUAAUUUAACUGUUUUUAAUAAUUUAAAGAGACUUACUAUCAAUGAUUCUGAUGAUUCUCCAAUCGUUGAUGAAAUGAGAGUGGAAUUACAAAAUCUAAAAAUGUCAAGAGUUCGGUUAAAUAUGGAAAAUUUUACUCAUGAAAAUGAAGUUUUGAUUCUUCAACCUGUCAGCUUUGCUUUAAUCAUAAAAAGAAAUUUGUCGACUGCAUGGUAUACUGCAAUUCCAGAUAUUGAAAUGUCAGGAAGAUUACAACAGAUUGAAGUUUUGAUGAGUAAAGAAGACUAUGCGAUGAUUUUAAAAGUACUUGAAGAAAAUUUAGGUGAAGCUAUAGAAGAUCCUCAAGUAACAAUGCCAGCAGUGCGCACAGAACGACAAAAAUCUAUUGACAGCCAAAGAAUUUCUGUCAAGCAUGAGAUUGAAGUUAUCAGAGAAGAUGAAAAAAGUCCAACACCAAAAACAACAAGAACUUCAAUUAAAUUUGAGUUUAUAAUGGACAGCUUUGUAAUUCAUCUUUUUGUUGGUGGAUCUAAGUUAUUGAAAAGCCAAUCGUCACCAUUGCAUUUACCAGAAAAUGGUUUAGCUAAAUUUGGAUUAACUUAUUUAGCUUUGAAAGGAACAGUUUUUGCUGAUGGAUUACUCGCUACAUCUAUUCUACUCAUGAAUUGUACACUAGAUGAUACUCGUCAAUCUCGUCAAGGCCAUCUUGUACGAAUCAUGCAGCGAAUAUCGCCAGUACCAUCAUUAGAAAAUCUUUCUAGUGAAAUUCAACAAAAAGAAAAAACUCGUAGCAUGUUAGAUGUAACAAUUCGUCAGGGUUCAAAUGAUACUUUUAUUGAUGUUCGAGUAUUCUCAUUUAGUAUAAUUGUGUCAGUAGAUUAUUUAAUGAAAAUAAAAGACUUCUUUGCCAUAGAACCUUCACAAUCAUCUGUAUCUCCAACAAUGCCUCAAAAAGGAAAUAAUGACAUUCCGAGAAGAAAAACUGCACCUCCACCCAAACAAACGAUGAUAACAGUAAAUUUACAUGUAGAAAAACCGGAUAUCAUUCUUUUAGAAGAUUUAGAUGAUAUCAACAGUAAUUGUAUUAUAUUAAAUACUGAGUUAAUAAUGAAAUUAAGAAUGAUUGGAGAACAUCAAGUAAUAAAUGGAUCUGUUAAAGAUUUUUCCAUUUUAACAGGCGUUCAUAAUCCUGAAAAACGAGCUGAAAGUAUUUAUCAAGUCUUGAAACCCUGCAGUCUUAGUAUUGCUGGCUCUACGCCUGAAAAUAAAGGUCUACAUGUUGAUGUUUGCUGUACAGAAAUUCACAUUUCAGUAUCUCCUGGUACUAUAGAAAUUCUUAAUCGAGUACUCCGUGGAGUAACAUCAAAAGAGCUUGAAGAGGGAGAAAUUGUCAAAUCAGAUCCAACUCAUGAAGGUUUAUGGUUAAUUACGCCUUACGAAGAAAACAAUUACUGGUUCCUUAAAACAGAAGUAGCUACUGAAGCUCUUGAAGAUUUUGUUUACACUGAUGCUGAAGUUUUGGCAUACAAACCAGAACUAGCAAUAGUUUCAGCACCAACGAUAUUAUUAACUUUAGAAGCUGGUAUUGGAAAUAAAACUCUUCCAAUGUUAAUGCUCCAUAUGGGCUUUCAAAGCAAUGUAAUCGAUUGGAGCACUAAAACUAUGAGCAUUGAUGCUACAAUGUCUUUAAUUAUAGCUUAUUACAAUAGCCGUUUAGCUUUGUGGGAACCUUUAAUAGAACCUAUUGAAGUAAUGAAAAAUAAUGAGAGGCACUCAAGUCCUUGGGAAUUAAAGACUAAAGUUCAAUUUCAUGAUUUAGCUCCAGAUUCUAGAGGUGCUAGUGCUAUUUCUCCUAGUUUAGAAAGUGAACCUGACGAUUUUCAUCAAUCUGCAAGAAUGUCAAUAGAUGUAGAAUCAUCAGAUAAUUUAGAAAUCACCGUAACAAAGACUUGUUUAGAGGUUUUGCAACAGUUAGGCAAUGCCUUUUCUAGUGCAAUGGAAAUGACUGAUAAAACUAGCAAAAAAUUAGCUCCUUACGUCUUGAAGAAUGAGACAGGCCUAAUGAUAGUGCUAGAUCUAGAGUCUAGUAAUUUUCAAGUUUUGGGGAAAAAUAUGGAACCAGUUCAGACAGGCUUAGGAUCUGAAGCAUACUCAGAGGUGAUUUUGGAUACCGGAGCUUCGAUUCAACUGGCUACAACGACUGAUAAAACGAGCAUUAAUAUUUUAGAACAAUUAAAAAAUGUUACUGUGAAAGAAGAAAGUGAUUAUAAAUUUGUUGUGAUGUUUCGAGGAAUACAAAAUAAAUUAGAAAUUCCAGUUUUGAGAGCUGACAAAAGAUUUUUCUCUCUCAAAUAUCGAAAAGAUGGCUCGGAAGAAUGGGGAAUAAUCUCAGAUGUUGUGGUAGAAAAUGGAAGCACUAUCGUAACUUUAAGGAGUGUUCUUCAAGUUCAUAAUCAUUUUAUGGAACCUAUUUCGGUUUAUUACAUGACAAAGACUGGAAAUGAAGUCGAAUGUGUUGGAGAAGUUGGACCUGAUGAAAAACUUAAUUUACCUUUAGAUGCUGUUUAUACACCAACAAAUAUUUAUUGGCUCUUUUUCAGUGUUAAUGGAUAUAUGGUAUCAGUAGAGCCAUUCAUUUGGAAGGAUCUGCAAAAAACAGUCAGCAUGACAAAACUUCUUAAAUGUGAAUCACGAGCCAAAGAGCCAAAAGAACCAUUUUACAUUCAGGCUGUUGGAGAAAUAGAACAGGUUUACUUCGAAAAUACAAUGAGACAUACAAUUUCCAGCACAAUUUACAAUAUACAUUUAUACCCAUCUGUUUACUUAAAAAAUUUUCUACCUAUUGACAUUAUAAUAAUUCUUCCUGGAACGGUUGAAGAAAAAUUGGUUAAAGCUAGUACUACAUUACAAAUGCCUACAAUUGAUUCUACUCAUUCGAAUAUCAUCAUAAAGUUACCACAAUAUUUAGAGAAAGACUGGUCAUGUAAAGGCGAAAUAGUGGCUAAUCCUCCAGAAUUUUCAGUAUGGUCAUUUGAAUCCUUCGAUAGCGCACAAAAAGUUGUCAUGGAUUUAGGAAUGCAUUGCUCCUUCUUUCAUGGAUCCGUUAUCAUGGCACUUUACUGUCCAUUUUGGAUGUUAAAUAAAACAGGAUUAAUGUUAUCAUAUCGAAAAUCGAGUAAAGGUGGAAAAGAGCCAAGUCCAAUCAAGAAACUUGCAUGUUUUCCAAUGCGUGGAAGUCGGGGCGCAAUGGGCCGGAGAAAAAGAAGAAAAGUGAGCUCCGAAGAUCACCUCAAUGUUAUUUAUCAUCCAGAGACGUACAAGGGACCAAUUCUAUUUUCCUUCCGGUCGAAGGCCUUCUUUGGAAAGAAAAAAGCUAUGGUAAGAAUUGAAGAUGGUGAUUGGUCAGAAAAAUUCCCAAUUGAUGUCGCAGGAAGUAAAGGAGUAGUUGUUUGUCGAUAUAAUGGAAUUGAUUAUCGACUCGGCGUACAUAAUCAGUUAACUUACAACUCUUUGACAAAACAAAUCACUUUUACUCCAUAUUUUGUAUUAAUAAACAAUGCAGACUUUUUAAUUGAAUGUCAAGAGGCAAACAGACCAGCUAGUCCAAUAGCUAAAAUUCCUCCGGGAGAAUGUAAAGCUUUUUGGCCAGAAUCUACUCAGGAACGUAAAAUGCUGAUCGCACGAGUAUCAGGCUAUCCUGAAAAAACAGCGCCUUUCAUCUUCACUGAGGUUCAUACAACUCUGUUAAAAUUAGACAAUAAAUAUGGUGGGAUCAAUGUUGAUAUUCAAAUCAAUGAAGGAGGUGUUUACGUAUCUCUUUCAGCAUAUUCUCCAGGAAAUGCUCCAGCUUUAAUUAUAAAUCAUACGUCACAGACGAUCGAUCUGUGGGAAAAAGGAUCAAUGAAUGUUCGGUCAUUACAAUCAUUUAAUCGAAUGUUUUAUACAUGGGAGAAUCCAUCAGGGCCGAAAAAAUUAAUUUGGGAAGAUAAUAAUAAGAAAGAGAUUGACAAUGAUUUGAGAAAAGAUCAUUUGGGAGCUUUUUGUCUUCCAGAAACUGAUGAAGAAGUCUACUAUGUAUCAUUUCUUGAUGGAGUUCAACGAGUUUUAUUGUUUACAAAUAGCUUAAAAAUUGCUGAAGAUUGUCAGCUAGUAGGAGACUUAGAAGUAAUUGAUCAAGAAAUAACCUUAAAUAUUCACGGAAUUGGAUUAUCAUUAGUUAAUAAUAUAAAUCAAGCAGAAUUAUUAUACCUAUGCAUUGCCAGCUCUGGAAUUAUUUGGGAAACUCGAAAAACUAUUGGAAGUCGCUGGAAACCUUUAGUAGAUCGGGAAGUUGCACUAAUUGAAGAUGGAUAUCAACGAUACAUCAAAGAAGCUCAAGUUGGUAAUGAUCCACCAUAUCGAAUCAUGUUGGACCAGAAGCUUUUAGUUGACUUUCAAAAUAUGGAAAUGUUACGACCACAUCGAAGAUAUAUGCGAAGAACUUUCCAGACUGGACUUUGGCUUCAAUAUAAAACUUCGGUGCAUCAAGUACAACUUCAUGCCAAAAUUAAUCGACUUCAAAUUGAUAAUCAAUUGUCUGAUUGUGUAUUUCCGGUCAUUCUUGCUCCUGUACCACCUCCUAAAAGUGUAGCUCAAAGCUCGGUGGUGAAACCAUUCGCAGAAAUGAGUAUAGUCAAGAGACUAUUAGAGCACAGUAGUGUCCAACAAUUUAGAUACUUUAAGGUUUUGGUUCAAGAAUUCCAUAUAAAAGUGGAUAUCGGUUUUAUUAAUGCUUUGAUGGCCUUUUUUGAAGCUAAUGAAGUGAGUGACGCUGAAGAAAGUAAACUCUUCUUGACUGACAUGAAGCUAGUAGAUGAACCAUUAAUAUAUCAUGUUAAUUUGAUUACUACAGCUGAGCAGAAAAAUUUCUUUGAUCUUUUACAUUUUUCUCCGCUGAAAAUUCACAUAAGUUUUUCGAUGACAGGCAGUGGAGGAGGACCAUCAGCAGUUCCACAAGUUUUAAAUGUUCUUCUACAAGGGAUUGGUGUUACAUUAACUGAUAUCAACGAUAUAGUGUUUAAAUUAGCUUACUUUGAAAGAGAUUAUAUUUUCAUGACGCACAAUCAACUUAUAUCCGAAGCAACAAGUCAUUAUGUUGGUCAAGCUAUUAAACAGCUUUAUGUACUAGUUCUUGGUCUUGAUGUCAUUGGUAAUCCUUACGGAUUAGUUGUAGGAACGAUGAAAGGUAUCGAAGAUUUAUUUUAUGAACCUUUCCAAGGUGCCAUUCAAGGUCCUGGAGAAUUUGCUGAAGGGUUAUUGCUUGGAGUACGAAGUAUGCUGGGACAUACAGUGGGAGGUAUGGCCGGAGCUGUAUCUAAAAUUACUGGAGCUAUGGGAAAAGGUUUAGCAGCAUUGACUUUCGAUGAAGAUUAUCAACGAAAACGACGCGAACAACUGAAUAAGCAACCUGCAAAUAUUCAGGAAGGUUUAGCACGGUCUGGAAAGGGUCUUGUUAUGGGAUUUGUUGAUGGUGUAACUGGUGUUGUCAUGAAACCUUAUUCCGGAGCUAAAGAAGAAGGUGUUGAAGGGUUCUUUAAAGGUUUUGGUAAAGGAGUUGUUGGAUUAGUAACAAGACCAACUGCUGGAGCGAUUGAUUUUGCCAGUGGAUCGUUCGGAGCUGUUAGAAGAGUAACAGAAAUGAGUGAAGAAGUUAAAAGAGUUCGACCUCCACGAUUUCUUCAACCUGAUAGUUUAGUGAGACCUUAUCUUCAUGCAGAAGCUGAAGGAAAUAAAAUUUUACAAGACUUAGAAAAAGGAAAAUAUGCUAAAACAGACGUGUAUUGUUACCAUGUUUUCAUUGGAAAGGAUGUAUUGUUAAUGACAGAUAAAAGGAUUGCAUAUAUCGAACAUAGUGAUCUUUUUGGAGGAUGGAAAGUUGAUUGGGGAUAUACUUGGCAGGAAAUUAUUCAUCCAGCUCAUAUUGUUGAUAGAGGAGUAGAAAUUAGAGUCAAGGAUUCUAGUAGAAAGAAAAAACUUGGAGGAUUAUUUGGAACCACAGAUCAUAUAAAAGUUGUGCUUAUUUCAGAACCUGUUGUUAGACAACAUGUUUUUAAUACUAUCCAAUCAUUACUAAGUCAACACAAAGUAUAAAGCUUAAAUAGAAAUUAACUUUUCUUGGAUAAUAGUAGAUCUCUUUAUAAUAUUCCUUCAAAAACAAUUUUUUUGAUAUUUACUAAAUUUAAAAAUUAAGUGAGUGAAUCAUUCUUAAAAAAGUAAGGUUUGGAUUUGGAAAAUUUCAAUUACUUUUUUAAUUUUUUAUUGGUUAAUCAUUAAAUCUAUAUUUUUUUUACUGGAGAUCUAAAAUCGAAUACCAUAAUAUUCACAAAAAAUUCCUAUCUAUAUACAUCGCAAUAUUGAUGAAAUAACAACAAAUAUUGACAUUUUCAAAUUAUACGUAAACAAAAAAAUAAUAACAUAUAAAGAGAAACAUAAUAAACAUAGAGAGAAAGUUAUAGGAUGACUAUAAAACGCUUUCUUAGUACAAUAUUAGUAUUCAACAGUACUAAACUUUUAAAUUAUCUAUGCACAGUUUUAUGUGCUUAAAUAAGCUUGUAAAUUAAUGUCAAGAGAAAAAUACUUAAAAUAAACAAACUGCGUAAAAAAAGUAAUGGUUUUGAAGCUUCGAAAAAAUGAGAAUUAUUGACAUAGGGAAAUAAUCAAAUUAUGCACCUACAAAUAAUUUUACUAGUCCGUACUAUCAAUCAGUUAUCUUUUUGUUACCACACAGACUUUGUAAAGCACAAAGAAUUUAUAUAUUUUUUCAUUGCAAGUUUACGCACAUUUUUGAUUUUUUACUGUUAAUAACAUUUAUUUGUACUAUUUCUUGUUCAAUUAAAUCAAUUUUUGUUACAAAUGUUUUCAUAAUAUACCACACAAAUGUUAACAAUACGUAUUUUUAUUACUAAUAAGAAAAUAAAUUUUUUAUAUGAUUAAUAUUCAUAAUAAUUCAUAAAAAGUUAUGAACUGUAAUUAUUCUUGAUUACUUAACUGAGGUAUUAUAAUUAUUGUUAGAAAAAUGAACAUUAAAUAAAAGCGAUAGCUUGUCCAAUAAAAAACUAUAAUAUUGCUAAGUUAAAUAAACGCUUCCAGUGAUUGUUCGAUUACGUACUACUUAUGUUUAAAAAAUUGCUUUAUAUUUCAGUGAUAUAAUUUUAUCGUACUUUAUUUGUAGUAAAAUAUUUGAAGAAAAAUUUAUAAAUCAUUUAA